Molecule: messenger RNA, 2152 nt
Organism: Scomber japonicus (chub mackerel)
Lineage: Eukaryota; Metazoa; Chordata; Actinopteri; Scombriformes; Scombridae
Product: serine/threonine-protein kinase 24-like
Exons: 11
Coding region: 419-1717 (432 amino acids)
Biological process (GO): protein phosphorylation
Molecular function (GO): ATP binding; protein kinase activity
Source: RefSeq, a predicted model, not a curated record
AAAAGUGAUGAGAGAAACGAACAAGCGACACAACUGCAUAACAGUGUGCAUUUUUAGGCCGUGUGCCACUGUUUCAAACCAUACCUCAUCGUCUUAUCGUCGGGGUAUAUUUCAAGCUCGGGCUGACUGAACACACCAAUCCGCUGAGAUAUAAAUAUUUAACUAGGUUAACUGUUUGCUAACUAGACGCUAAAGUAGCUAGCGCGGCUAACGUUAGCUAACUGCGGAAGAAGGGAGGCAAGCAGCCCAAGUACAAGCCGACAUAAUCAGAGAGACAUAUCCUGUUAACAACCAGCCGUGUCGUGUUUGCGGCACGGAACAAGUCGGCCCAAACCGGUGAGAUCGGUAACGUUAAAGCAGCUAUACCUCUAAAGCUGAAAAAGACGAGGAAAGGCGUCAUCUGUGCUGAUCUGACGCCAUGGCUCACUCCCCUAUUCAGAGCGGGCUGCCGGGGAUUCAGAAUUUCCGAGCUGAUCCUGAGGAGCUUUUCACCAAGCUGGAGAGGAUAGGGAAAGGCUCUUUCGGUGAAGUUUUUAAAGGCAUCGACAAUCGGACUCAGAAAGUUGUGGCCAUUAAGAUUAUUGAUCUGGAAGAAGCAGAGGACGACAUCGAAGACAUUCAACAGGAGAUCACCGUUCUCAGCCAGUGUGACAGUCCCUUUAUCACCAAGUAUUUUGGAUCCUAUCUUAAGGGUACAAAAUUAUGGAUUAUUAUGGAAUAUUUGGGUGGAGGAUCAGCCCUUGAUCUGCUGGAACCAGGCUCCCUCGAUGAAACACAGAUUGCAACCAUUCUGAGAGAAAUCCUGAAGGGGCUCGAGUAUCUGCACUCAGAAAAUAAAAUCCACAGAGAUAUCAAAGCUGCCAACGUGUUGAUGGCAGAACAAGGCGAUGUGAAGCUGGCAGACUUCGGAGUGGCGGGCCAGUUGACAGACACCCAGAUAAAAAGAAACACAUUUGUCGGUACUCCUUUCUGGAUGGCACCUGAAGUCAUAAAGCAAUCUGCCUAUGAUUCAAAGGCGGACAUCUGGUCAUUAGGAAUAACAGCAAUAGAACUGGCAAAAGGAGAGCCGCCUCACUCAGAGCUCCAUCCCAUGAAGGUUUUAUUCCUCAUCCCAAAGAACAAUCCACCCACACUGGAAGGAAACUACAGCAAACCACUUAAAGAAUUUGUCGAAGCCUGUUUAAAUAAGGAGCCUAGUUUUAGGCCAACUGCCAAAGAGCUGUUAAAACACAAGUUGAUUGUAAGGCAUGCCAAAAAGACAUCCUAUCUGACAGAGCUGAUUGACAGAUACAAGAGGUGGAAAUCAGAGAGGUCUCGGGAAGAAUCCAGCUCUGAUGAAUCUGAUGAGGAGCCUCAGGGUCAGGCAUCUGGAGGCAAUGACUCCAGUAACGAUGACUGGAUCUUUAACACCAUCAGGGAGAAGGACCUGAAAAAACUUCAGAAUGGGGCCAUGCAGCCUACCGAGCUUGAAAGCAAACAGGAGCCAGAGAGUCCAAAGAGGCCUUUGUCACAAAGCUUAUCAACAAUCUUCUCUCCAGUGUUUUCUGAGUUGAAAGACAAGGGUGAGACGAGUAAUGGCAAGCCAGAGGCUGCAGAGGAGCUGCGGGCGGCCAUUUUCCUGGCAGAAGAGACACAUCCAGGGAUCUGUGACUCCCUGGUGGCUGAACUAGUGCAGAGAUUUCAGAGGUUUUCUGUGCCUCAGGCGGCCACUCAGUAAGAGGAGCGACAUCCAGCUCUGCUCUAAUGUUCCACCCUGGUGGCAGCAGUCAGAUCUUUUCAUCUGACCUCCACAGCCAGGAUGAAGUCUCCCUGGAAGGUCCCCAUCACUCAUUUUGCCUGAAGCAAAUCCUGGCCUACUUAAUGUCUGUUAAUAUGCUUGCACACCACCAGAGGGUCCUAUUCAGGACAGUCAGCCGGCCUGUCACUGAGCUGCCUCUCUGACUGCUACCUGCUGUAAGAUGUCCCUUCUCAAUACCUCCUUCACAACUGUUUUUAUUUCGAGGGUGGAGUUAGCGGUCUUUCUGCAAGAAGUUUUUUGUUUUUUGUUAUUUGGCGAGUUUGUGGCAUAAUCACAAAGGUUUACACUCACCAUCCUUUUGGAGGAAGUACCUUGCUUAAUUAAUUGUGUGUGUGUGUGUGUGUGUCUCUGUGU